Messenger RNA from Populus nigra (black poplar), 2973 nucleotides. Its product is annotated as putative ion channel POLLUX-like 2. Lineage: Eukaryota; Viridiplantae; Streptophyta; Magnoliopsida; Malpighiales; Salicaceae. The transcript has 24 exons. The coding region runs from base 218 to 2812 and encodes 864 amino acids. The record is from RefSeq and is a predicted model, not a curated record. Gene Ontology annotation, biological process: potassium ion transport.
UUGUCCAAAGGCAAGUUGGAAAUCAGAAUCACUGGCAAUCCUAGUUUGGAAUACAUGGAACUCUCUCUCUACAGAAAGUUGCCCCUUCUUCCACUGAUAGAAAAAAAAAAAACAUUACACGCUUUCUGCUAUUUUUCACUGGUCUCUUCCUUUUCUUUCUAUAUCAGUACUUUCAUCAAACACUGGAUAUUCAAAUUAGAAACACCAGAAAAGAGAGAUGCUUCUUAGCCACUUGCAGAGCUCUCACCCAUGGAUUUUACCACCUCGAAUCCCCACACUGAAGCAAACUUCUUCUUCUUCUUCACCAGAGAGGUCAUUACUUCUUCUUCAUCCUCAUUCUCUAAAAUCGUUGUCAUGCCAAUUUUGGUGGUCAAAGUCUUCAGCUCUGGGUGCAUGGAAUUUUCGAUUACGAAGUACUGGAGGGAAUUGGAAAGCCAAUAAUCAAACCAAAUGGCAUAAGUUCGAUAGUGUGGUGUAUACAAAUCUUCCAGAUUGUUCACACCCUGAGUUGUGUAUGAAGCCAAAUAGUAGCUCUGAGGAUUGCCAAGCCAAACUUACAGUUGGAUCAAUUGCUAUGUGCUGCUUAUUGACACAGUUAAAGUCUGCAAAUACAUUGAUAAAGAUUGUCCAAGACUUGCUUCCUUUCCUGAUUGGGACUUUUGGAGCUACAAACUCCCCGUUUGCUUGUAUGUCUAAUUCCUUGAACAAACCAACACCUCUGCAGUUGGAUGUGUCCUUGCCCGCACUUCAAGAUAUUAAGUGGAGCUUAUCACGCUUGCUUUAUUUGUUCAACAUGCAACUUGAAAGAAAUGUCGCUAUGUCCUUUGUGGUACUACUUGUGUCUUGCUUCUCAUUCGUUGUCAUUGGAGGUUUCCUGUUUUUCAAGUUCAGGGGUAGCCAUUCUCUUGAGGAUUGCUUCUGGGAAGCUUGGGCAUGUCUGUGUUCAUCUUCUACUCAUUUAAGGCAAAGAACACGAGUUGAACGCGUUAUUGGCUUUGUUCUUACUAUAUGGGGUAUAUUGUUCUACUCUCGGCUACUGAGCACCAUGACAGAACAGUUCAGGCAUAACAUGCAAAGGCUCAGGGAAGGGGCGCAAGUACAAGUUCUUGAGACAGAUCAUAUCAUUAUUUGUGGAGUAAACAGUCAUCUGAGUUUCAUACUAAAGCAACUAAACAAGUACCAUGAGUCUGCUGUCCGCUUAGGUACUGCUACAGCUAGGAGGCAAAGAAUUCUUCUUAUGUCUGAUCUUCCAAGGAAGCAGAUGGACAGGCUAGCUGACAAUAUUGCCAAAGAUCUUAGCCAUAUUGAUGUCCUCACUAAAAGUUGCAGCCUUAGCCUAACAACAUCAUUUGAAAGAGCUGCAGCUGGUAAGGCACGUGCCAUAAUUAUACUGCCAACAAAAGGAGAUCGGUAUGAAAUUGACACCAACGCAUUUCUAUCUGUGCUAGCCCUUCAACCUAUUACAAAGAUGGAUGCUGUUCCCACCAUUGUUGAGGUUUCAAAUACCAAUACAUGUGAGCUUUUAAAAUCAGUUUCAGGAGUGAAAGUGGAGCCGGUGGAAAAUGUUGCAUCCAAAUUAUUUGUUCAAUGUUCUCGACAGAAGGGGCUUAUAAAGAUCUACAAACACUUGCUUAAUUAUCGAAAAAAUGUAUUUAAUCUCUGCAGUUUUCCUGUUCUAGCUGGAAUUAAGUACAGGCAACUAAGACGUGGAUUUCAAGAGGUAGUGGUUUGUGGUCUCUACCGGAAUGGGAAAAUAUACUUCCACCCAAAUGAUGAUGAGAUCCUGCAGCAAACUGACAAAAUAUUGUUCAUUGGUCCAGUUCAUGGUAAAAGGAACCCACAAAUUGCAUAUUCUAGUGUCUUCAAAGAAGGAGCUGCCUUUGUUAAAAAUCUGGAAGCUCUGGAAGAUAACAGUGAUAAUUUAAAUCUUCCUACAGAAUUGCGAAAAACACGACUUAAAAAUAUUGUAAAACGUCCCAACAGAUCAGGGUCAAAGGCAUCGGACUGGAGUCUAGGACCGAAGGAAUGCGUUCUUUUUCUUGGAUGGCGCCCGGACGUUGUAGAAAUGAUAGAAGAGUAUGAUAAUUAUCUUGGACCUGGGAGCAUAUUGGAGAUAUUAUCAGAUGUGCCAUUAGAUGAGAGGAUGAGGACCAGCAGCAUUGCUAGUCAAAGAAAACUUGAAAACGUCCGGGUUUCCCAUAGGAUUGGAAACCCCAUGAAUUUUGAUGCCUUACAGGAAACCAUAUUGGAUAUUCAGAAUUCUCUCAAGAAAGAUGAAGAUAUUUCCUUUUCAAUUGUGGUAAUAUCUGAUAGAGAAUGGCUUAUUGGAGAUCCAUCCAGGGCAGACAAGCAAUCUGCUUUCUCUCUUAUUCUUGCUGAAAAUAUCUGCAUCAAACUUGGAGUGAAGGUACAAAAUCUAGUUGCAGAGAUUGUCGACUCAAAAUUAGGCAAACAAAUUACAAGAAUCAAGCCCAACCUGACUUACAUAGCAGCAGAGGAAGUAAUGAGCCUUGUGACAGCUCAAGUGGCAGAGAACAGUGAAAUGAAUGAGGUGUGGAAAGACAUUCUGAAUGCAGAGGGUGAUGAAAUAUAUGUGAAGGACAUUACCCUAUACAUGAAGGAGGGGGAGCAUCCUUCAUUCGCAGAGCUCUCUGAAAGGGCAUAUUUGCGGCGAGAGGUUGCUAUAGGCUAUCUGAAAGAUACUAGAAAGGUUAUCAAUCCAAUUGUCAAAUCAGAACCGCUUUCCCUGUCUUCGACAGACUCAUUAAUCGUUAUAUCCGAGCUUGAAGGAGAACAACCCAUUGUUUUGUAAAAUAUGAACCUUAGUCAUCAUCUGCCUUUGCUCCUUUUAUCGCUUUUUCCAUUGUUGCGGGGCAUCUUGUUUUUGUCUAAUGUGUAUACUGUCCUACAAGCACAAACUGUGUCAAAAUGAUCCCAAAUAAAAGAAAAUGAUGAAAGAUGGGAUUAAUGGUA